This is a messenger RNA of Lepisosteus oculatus (spotted gar), 936 nucleotides long. The record is from RefSeq and is a predicted model, not a curated record. NCBI's taxonomy places the organism in Eukaryota, Metazoa, Chordata, Actinopteri, Semionotiformes, Lepisosteidae.
GACAGCAGUGCAGUCGGCUCAGUGUGUCUGCAAUACACUCUAGGAGAUAAAUCUGUAAAGAAUGGGCUGACCUUCAGUCUAAACUCUGACAUGGACAGUGGCCUCGCAAUCCACAGACUUGGGGCUUGUACUCUAAUCCGCUUCUUGGAGGGCCAAGAGAGGGGGAGAGCACAGGGUAAAGAGAAGGAGGUGCUGAACCAGAGAUUAAUUAAGCUGAGCACUGAAUCUGGAGUGAGCUGCUCCCACACAGCCUUCAUCGCCAUCAACAAAGACAACAAACAGCCGGUCCAGGGUGCUCUACUAUGCAGGGAUAUCCCUGGGAAGAGGGUUGAGUGUCAAUUUGACUUACGUUGUUUGAGCAGCCUACUAUCUAGAGACUACAAUCUGUUUCCUGAGGAGCCUACAACCUACAGCAUAGAACCAUUGGUGUUUCGAGACAAGCCAGCACGUCUCGACACACCAAAUUAUAGAGCAGCCCGUUUCUAUGAUCCAUAUGCUUCGUCAGAGCCUGUCUCUAAGCCAAAAGAGGAUCCUAUGCUAAUGAUGAUCACUCUUCAGAAAGCAAAUGGAUCCUGGGAACUUAACAAGUCGGUAGCUUCUGUUUUGGGAAAAACAAAGAAGGAGGUGACCAGCAAGAUGCCUAAAGAGGCACUGAACACCAACAUAUGGGCAACAGUUCUAGCUCUGCUGUGGUUAUAUGGAUUCAAACUGGAUUUCAAGGAUGAGUGGCACUUUGUGGCAAUGAAAGCAGUGUCCUGGAUUAAAUCCCAGUCAGACUUUCUCAUCACUAUCAUUGACAUGCCAGAGGGAGACAGUCACAAUCCAAAUAAAAAGAAUGACAACCCAUAAACAAAUUUUGCUUUUUAUUUCUGGUUAAAAGUACAGUGAAGUGUUGGAAAUACAGUUUUAAUUACUGGUGUAGGACUAUAUCCAAGA